AUGUCGCGUCAACAAACUAUUCCAAAUUUUCCGUCCCGUCAUCGUUUUGCGGUUAGCAUCUCUGCUCGUUUCAUUGUCGCAUUCUUGUGCCUGCGCGCGAAGGUGCCUGUGUGGGGGCGCGUUUCGCGAAUGUUUGCAAACAAAAGACGUUUACACAACAAACAACGCGUUUUCCCUGGUGGUUUUUUUCGCGUGCCACCGCCUUGGAGGCGCCCACAUCACUGCAGCUUCCUUGUCUCAGCCUGGGACGCGUCCCACGAACGCGUACGCACCUCGCAAGGGGGUGGAAUACGGACACCGCGUUUGCAGCAAUUUUCAUCUUUGGUACCGAAUCGCGAUCCAUAUGGAAAAAGUAUAAAGGGGACCGGUAAGCCCCUUGGAUCUUGUCAUUCACAUCUUUCCACUCGUUUUCAUUACAAACUCAUACAUUCAUUAUGCAAUACACCGUUUUAUCUGCUUUGGGUUUGGCUUCUAUGGUCGCCGCUAAGUCCACCAUCACUGCCGUCGACACCGUCACCGAACACCAUACCACCGAUGUCACCGUCACCCACUGCUCGCACGACGCUUGCUCCACCACCGUCCAGGCUCACACCCAGACUGUUGUCACCGAAACCGUCAAUGGUGUCAAGACCGUUUACACCACCGUUUGCCCUCUCACCGAAGAGGCAUCCACCGUGGCCCCCGCUUCCACCUUGGCUCCGGCUUCCACUGUUGAAGAAGAGAUUGUGA
Messenger RNA from Meyerozyma guilliermondii ATCC 6260, 729 nucleotides. RefSeq lists its product as uncharacterized. The transcript has a single exon. The coding region runs from base 1 to 729 and encodes 242 amino acids. Lineage: Eukaryota; Fungi; Ascomycota; Pichiomycetes; Serinales; Debaryomycetaceae. The record is from RefSeq and is a predicted model, not a curated record.